CCGUUCACAUUCAAUGGUUGAUCAUUGAUUACCCUUUGGAUAUACUGUAUAUACGUAUCAUCUCUUCAGCAUCGCCGAGAACUAUGGUCAUUGGGCCCAACUUUCACUGGGUUUAUGUUAUAUCAAGUCAGUCAUCUGCCUGACAGGUUAAGUGAGACUAUGAUGCACAAUUUACUCAUACGUUCUCGGCGUGGUCGUCGACAGACGGCGGGAGCCGCAGUUGUCGUACGGCGCUGGCAAACCCACGCAGGGCAGACGCAGUGUGGCCGACUGAGUAUCCUACUCUCGAGAGGUGGAAGGAAACAGUACUUUUAUUAAUACAUUUUCAGUUCUGUGAGUUGAUUUAAAUCAUGAAUCAACUGGACCAAGACGAGAAAUUGAUCAUAGAGGUGCAGCAGUACCCGGGACUGUAUGACCAGAGCAGCUACGACUACAGAGACCUGCGGAAAAAAGAGAGCAUGUGGCAGUCGGUGGCAGACAGCCUCGGCCUCCACGCGCGGGAGUGUCAGGCUCGCUGGCGGGUACUGAGGGACAAGUUCGUGAGAGAGAUGAGGAAAAACGUCAACCCAAAGCGGGCGGGGUCCAGCGCUCUCCAGGUGUACCAAGGCAGCUGGCCUCUCAUGUCGCAGCUCAUGUUCCUCACCUCACACGUCAAGCACAGGCCUUACAGAGCGGGCCGUCGCGACACAUACUCAGACGCGGGAGGAACAGAAGACGAGGAAGACGGGGAACCAUCUGACGAGGAAGACAUCGAGGUGAAACACAACCCCACCACCACUACCACCACCACCACCACCAACAACAACAACAAUAACCUUCACACCACCAACAACAUCCACGCCACUACGCCCUCUCGCUGCCCCACUCCACCAAAUCCCAAGAGAAUGAGGACACAAUCCUUCGAGGCAGACUUCCUGAAGUUAACUCAAACAGAACAGGAACUACAAAAAGUGUUAACGACUCGUCAGGGACCAAGGGUAGACGAUGAAGAGAAUGGAGAGAGGUUGUUCUGCCUGAGUUUGGUGCCCGUGUUGAGGCGUCUAGAGCCUGGCAAGAGGAGCCUAGCUAAGUUACAGAUCCAGAGAGUCUUACAUAACCUAGAGUUUCCUCAGGUCAAGGUGGAGUUAUGAAACACAUCUUGGCAAGUGUCAUGUAAUCGAUUUAAACACUGAAUCCAACUCUUUGAGUUACAGAAACUGGAAUUAGAUGAAUUUUCUUCUUUUGUAAUGAGAAGUUAUUUUUUUUUAUUGUACAAUAAUCUUUAUUAUGUUAAUAUUAAA
Messenger RNA from Homarus americanus (American lobster), 1280 nucleotides. RefSeq names its product transcription factor Adf-1-like. Gene Ontology annotation, biological process: regulation of transcription by RNA polymerase II. The transcript is spliced from 3 exons. Gene Ontology annotation, molecular function: DNA binding. NCBI's taxonomy places the organism in Eukaryota, Metazoa, Arthropoda, Malacostraca, Decapoda, Nephropidae. The record is from RefSeq and is a predicted model, not a curated record. Gene Ontology annotation, cellular component: transcription regulator complex; nucleus. Bases 351 to 1130 code for a protein of 259 amino acids.